This is a messenger RNA of Drosophila sechellia, 976 nucleotides long. RefSeq lists its product as uncharacterized. Bases 194 to 904 code for a protein of 236 amino acids. The transcript is spliced from 2 exons. The record is from RefSeq and is a predicted model, not a curated record. Lineage: Eukaryota; Metazoa; Arthropoda; Insecta; Diptera; Drosophilidae.
UUGAUAAAAUAUUUUUAAUGUACAUUUUCUGAAUAUUACAAUAUUGAUUUUUGGCGGUAGUUAGUUUUUAAAAAGAAAAUAUAAUAAUACUCACUAAAACUAGUGCUACAUUUAAAGAACGACUAUAGCGCUUUCAGAAUACACACAUUUUUAAAAACAAUUAUGGCCUAAAUUGAAAUGUGAUCUGGUACCAAUGGAUUAUUCGCGGCUUUUUCGCGAAUCCAAGAUGCGCCCAUAUGUUUCUGCCAUUGGACGGAAUUAUGGUAAUUCAGUUCUCUCUUUACAACCCACAAUGCGGUUUUGUACGAUCGCUUUGGUGCUGCUCUGUGUGCUCCAUGUCUCAAAUCCGAAACCAUUUUUACCUGUUUUUGAAAACAUCCACAAACACUUCGAGGAUAAGUUCACAAUGAUUAACCAAAUGUUCAAUGGCAACAGCGAUGAUAGCUCCGCACCGGAACCGGAACCGUCACCCCCGAAAUCCAAUACACAUUCAAAUAAGAAGGCAAAUACUAGCCCCAAAAAGGACGAAAGGAGACAAAUCUUGAACACACUGGUCAAGCUUUGCAAAUCAGAAACAGGAAAGGACGGGAAAACUUCCAGCUUUGACGUUUCUCUGCCCAAACAAACCAUCAGUAAUAUUAACACGAUCACGAACAACAUCAGCAUGCCGGAAAUUCAAUUGCCACCGAUUACGGUUGUCAUCGUGAAGGAUGAAAAGGCGAUGGCCAAAUACCAAGAGAAAUCUAACAACGGGACCAUAAUAGUCAAACGUCGUAGCAACGCCAAGGAUCCCAAAGCUGCCCCCAGAACGGGAUUGGAAAACAGGACUGAGAAAGGAUUGAAUGCGGACAUUAAGAAGUGCGUCCUCAUGAAAAUCAAAGAACUUAAUAUUAUAAAAGCGUAACCGAACUAUCUAAGUUCGAAUUACACAUGCAAUUUAAAAUGUUUUUCAUUCAAUUAAAACAGGAACAUUUAA